AGGACAAUAUAAUUGAUAUUGGUUUGUAAGCAAUAGCAAUACUAAAUCAGAAUUCUUGCAAUGGUGUAAUCUGUAUUGGCGACAGCUAUCGAUAAGCAAAGUGAUUUUCCAGGAAGGUGUUUUGUCCAGCUCAAAAACAGUAUUUGCUGAGCUUUAUGCGGGUAAUAAUCUAUAUACAAGCUUGCAAAAGACGAAGAUUGACGACGCCAUUUUGGCAAGAGAACAAACAGAGCAUGCAUCAGAGCGACUUCUUUACUGAGCUUUCUCUGACAAGCCCAGACAAAAAUAACUUGGUGCGACUGAAGGCGAUCUCUAAAUCAUUUGACGACCUCACAAGUGAAACCUUGUACAGCAGAUGGAAACGCACGCGAAAGCACUGCACGGGAAAGCGAAGCAGAAAUAGAUCCCUACUCUCGCUACCAGAGCUGAAAGAAUCAGAGGAGCAUCUGGACGAGCACCACCGCCCCCCGGAUCAGCAUUCCCAGGGGGAGGGUCUGCAGGGGGGACACCCACGAGGCUGGACGAUCUGUCCGGGGGAAAUUCGGAGUGAGAACUCCCGAGAUUGUCGUUGCGAGACCCCCCUGACUGAUGGUGGCGAGAGCGUCAUUAGCGAUUCCUGGUCGAGUAGCGAAGUUACUGAUACGACGUCUAUUAGCAUGGAAUCAACGGACAGUGGAGUCGAAGAGCGCUUUCCGAGUACAUCUCCGACUCCAAGCGUGUGGUCGGAAACUUCCGAAGAUGACGGAGUCUUCGUGACAGCUCCGAAUAAAUUUGUAUCUCAUCUGAAACUCUACCCGCGCUUUCAUAGUGCUUCAGAUACCACUGACAAGCGACCGAAAGCUUACCCUGCAACGGAAAUCAUAAACAUGCAAGCGGAAGUUGACGAAAAGGAAAAUCAAUCUGAAGUUCUUGUCACAGAGAUAACUACGUAUCUUCACGGAAAUGUAUCGAAGACUACCCGAAGUUUAUCCGAGGGAGACGACUCAAAUUAUCAUCAGACAGUCGUUGCAGCCCGUCCCAUAAACAAACGCGCUUUUCUACUUCGGAAGCGCAGUACAUCCGCCCGCGUCCCGAGCGAACUGCAGUUCUUGAAGACUGCGGAAAUGGCGAAACAAUACCUCGAAAGCGCCUCUAGUUCCGAUGACGUAUGGCUUAAACGUGAUGCGGUCGGGACCUCAAGAAUUGAAUCAAGGCAUAAAAGGCCUAGCGGGGUGGGUUACAAACACAAGGGUCUUGUUAAUAACAAUAUUCAUGGAGCAACACUUGGGCAACUAUGCGACGGGUCACAUAACGGAUUGGGACGCACGUAUGCGCUGGUUAGCCAACCAAUAGAGGCCGUUUCCCAACGUGACUUCAAUAAUAACGCAGACGGCAGAAAAUUUGUUCGAAAGAUCAGUGCGCCAGCAGUAACUUCUACAUCAAGAAUGGAGAAAGAAACCGACGAACAGCAAGAAGCAUGGGAUCAAGUUCCCAAGGAAGUUUCCAGGGGAGAAAAUAUGACUCUUAAUAUGCGAAAAGGUGGAUCAUACGCAGUCGGAAGAUCACAAUCUUUUGCCGGAGAAAGCGGACAUAAACCAGCUACAAUGCCUCGAUUGUCGAGGCGGGCAACAACUACGCUUUCAAAUCGCAAAGCAAAUGACUUAUGGAGUAAACAAGUGGCUAAAGAACUGCUAGAUAAAAUCAAUAAAGCAGAUGAGAAAUCCGAGAAAGAGAGACUUGAUGUUGUUGAGCGGGCUUUUGAAUGGAUUCGUAAGGAAUUGGCGGAUUUGAGGGCUCAAGAUAAGGACAUCAUGCGAAUGUUUACAAAGAUUCAAGCAGGAAUAAGGCACAUUAAGUUCGACCAGUCUUUGUUAUUAGAAACUGCCGAGGAUGAUUUUAAUUCUAGUCCAGAUUUAUCGCAAAAUAUAUCAUAUUCUGUGUCAGAAACUUCGACAACUCCACGAAGAGCUAGUCUACUUUAGGUCUCUUCUUUAUACGUAAACAGUCAUGGUCGCUUUCAAUUCUAGUGUUUAUACGACCGAUUUAACUGCUUUUUAUCGAAAAUUAUUACCAUGGAAUCAUUUGUGGUGUUUCUUUUCUAGUUCGUGUUAAGAUAAUGCUGUCUAUUGAAGUAAUAUAAUAAGUAGUUUUCGGCUAACUUCGUGACCUCUUUAUCAAGUCUAAGUUAAAUAUUCGUGUUUGUCUUAUCGAUCAAACAAAGUCAUUGGGUGAAGAUGGAAUAUUGAAAGUAAAGACUAGUUAUGUUUGUCACGCACAGCUAGUCGUAAAUAUAUUAUAGAACAAAGUUUAGCUGACAAAUUGUUACAAUAUCAGGGUUUUCAUAAAAUUGAUUAAAAGUUUCUUGCAAAAAGUAUGUUUUCAUAAAUGUUUUGCUGUGCACUUUCUUGGGAUAAAAACUAUGAUCUAACUGAAUUUCUAUUGAUAUUAUAAUUUCGUUAGUGUGAUAUGACAAAAAUUUAUGUGAUAUUUAUGUAGUGUUUGGUUAGAAAAUGUCGUAAAAAGAAAAUAAAUGUGUGUUUUUUUUUGUAGGAUUUAUUUUUUUAAUAUCGAUUCUGCAUACCUAACUACUGAAUGGUGUUGUUGUUUUGAACGAUUAGCCUAAGAGCUAAGCCGAAGACAAUAAAACAUCUUUGUAAGGAAAUUUGAAAA
Messenger RNA from Nematostella vectensis (starlet sea anemone), 2649 nucleotides. RefSeq lists its product as uncharacterized. NCBI's taxonomy places the organism in Eukaryota, Metazoa, Cnidaria, Anthozoa, Actiniaria, Edwardsiidae. The record is from RefSeq and is a predicted model, not a curated record. The transcript has 2 exons. Bases 156 to 1961 code for a protein of 601 amino acids.